This is a messenger RNA of Maudiozyma saulgeensis, 1440 nucleotides long. NCBI's taxonomy places the organism in Eukaryota, Fungi, Ascomycota, Saccharomycetes, Saccharomycetales, Saccharomycetaceae. The record is from the annotation of a GenBank genome assembly.
AUGAAAAUCAAAACUAUUAAAAGAAGCUCUGACGAUUAUGUCCCAGUGAAGAGUACCCAAGAAUCACAACUUCCAAGAAAUUUAAAUCCUGAAUUACAUCCUUUUGAAAGAGCUCGUGAAUAUACAAAGGCUCUGAAUGCAACUAAGCUUGAAAGAAUGUUUGCACAACCUUUCGUUGGACAAUUUGGUCAUGGCCAUAGAGAUGGUGUCUACAUGAUUGCUAAAAACUAUAAUAACUUGAAUAAAUUGGCAACGGCGUCUGGUGAUGGUGUUGUGAAAUACUGGAAUAUGUCUACCCGUCAAGAAUAUGUUUCUUUCAAGGCUCAUUAUGGUUUAGUUACUGGUCUUUGUGUUACACCAGAAUCGCUAUCAAAGAAUCAAAAUGAAAAUUUUAUGUUGUCCUGUGGUGACGAUAAGACGAUAAAAUUAUGGUCUGUUAAUAAUGACGAUUUUUCUAAUAUCAGAUCAGAUGAUGAGAUAAAUACCAAAGGUCUGAUAAAAACAUUUGAUGGUGAACAUGCAUUCCAAGGUUUAGAUCAUCAUAGAUCAAAGCCAACAUUUGUCACAGGUGGUGCCAAAAUUCAAUUGUGGAAUUCAGAAAGAACUAAACCAUUGUCAAACUUGUCAUGGGGUGCAGACAAUGUUACAACUGUUAAAUUCAAUCAAAAUGAAACCGAUAUCCUUGCCAGUACAGGCAGUGAUAACUCUAUAGUAUUAUAUGAUUUGAGAACAAAUUCUCCUACCCAAAAGAUUGUACAAAAGAUGAGAACUAACGCUAUCUGUUGGAAUCCAAUGGAAGCCUUUAAUUUUGUUAUUGCCAAUGAAGAUCACAAUGCCUAUUAUUAUGAUAUGAGAAACAUGUCUCGUGCAUUAAACGUCUUCAAGGAUCAUGUUGCUGCAGUGAUGGAUGUCGAUUUCUCACCAACAGGUGAUGAAAUUGUAACAGGUUCCUACGAUAAAACUAUCAGAAUAUAUAAGACAAACCAAGGUCAUUCUAGGGAAAUAUACCAUACCAAGAGAAUGCAACAUGUUUUCCAAGUCAAAUAUUCUAUGGAUUCUAAAUAUAUAAUGAGUGGUUCGGACGAUGGUAAUGUAAGGAUGUGGAGAAGUAAAGCAUGGGAAAGAUCUAAUGUUAAAUCUACUAGAGAGAGAAAUAAAUUAGAAUAUGAUGAGAAGUUGAAGGAGAGAUUUAGACAUAUGCCAGAAAUUAGAAGAAUCAGUAAACAUAGACAUGUUCCAAUUGUUAUUAAGAAAGCACAAGAAAUUAAGAAUAUCGAAUUAAAUUCGAUAAAGAGAAGAGAAAUGAAUGAGAGACGUACAGCUAAGGAUAAACCUUUCAUUGCUCAAAGAAAACAACAAAUAGUUGGUACCGUAUUUAAGUAUGAUGACAAGAACAGCCGCAAACAGCGUGAUGAUGAGGAAGAUCAAGAUAGUGACUAA